UUGUCUUAAAGAACCAGGAACGCAGACAGGAUGGUAUGGUUGGAAAAAUAGUCUGAAGUUUAAGAUGGGUAACUUCUGCACUAAGUUGAGUCGGGCAGGAUAUAGUGAGGUAGCUGUAAAUUCUGGAAAGAGAAGCAGAAACAACCCUGACAAACAAUCUCCCCACACUGACAUAAAGAGACCAAAAAGGGCAGAAGUGAAUUUUCUCCCCAACUUUCCAAAAGGAGAAGAUGGUUCAAGCCUUGAGCGACAGAGACUCCAGAUUGUAGAUGAAGUUAUAAGGACUGACAAAAACCUCCCUCUGAUUGCAAAGUUGAUGCAGACCACCUUUUCCCUGCGACGCAAAGAGGUCAUCAAUGAUGACUUGCCUGUUGGAGAGAUCCUGGAGCGCUGGCCUGCCCUAAAGAUGGAGUCACAGAUUUGUGCAGAGUUUCACAGAAUCACAAACAUCAACCUGAAGAACCACUUCUAUUCUGAGUUAGACAGACAUGUCCCUCGUCUUCAGAGUUUGUUCAGGAAGAAAGCUGCGCGCACAGGGAAGGUGUCUGAAGUCCUGGAUCAGCUCUUCAACACUUAUGACCGCCAGGAACAAGUUGACGUCAAUGUCCUCCGUGCUGCCGUCCUCCGUGCUCUCCCUACAUAUCUGCAUGAGGAUGACUCCGGAUUUCUGAAGCUGUGGGAUCGCCAAACUUUGAGAAGCCCUUUAAACUUCAGGUGGACGCAAGUGGAGUUGGUGCAGGAGCUGUACUGUUGCAAGAAGGGAAGGGGGCUAUUGAUCAUCCAGUCUGCUUCUUCUCCCGGUUUGGCGUCAUCUGGUGGUUGGCGGUGGCAUGCCUGCUGGUCGUGGGGAGACUCGCCAGCUGGUCGGGGAGACUCGCCCACCUGCCUGCUGAUUGCGGAUGGGCUUCACCUGGGUGGAAGGGCAUACAAGCCGGGCUGCCAGAGCUUUCAGGGG
This is a messenger RNA of Labrus bergylta (ballan wrasse), 955 nucleotides long. The record is from RefSeq and is a predicted model, not a curated record. Lineage: Eukaryota; Metazoa; Chordata; Actinopteri; Labriformes; Labridae.